This is a messenger RNA of Harpegnathos saltator (Jerdon's jumping ant), 2463 nucleotides long. RefSeq names its product H/ACA ribonucleoprotein complex non-core subunit NAF1. Gene Ontology annotation, cellular component: sno(s)RNA-containing ribonucleoprotein complex. Lineage: Eukaryota; Metazoa; Arthropoda; Insecta; Hymenoptera; Formicidae. The transcript has 7 exons. Gene Ontology annotation, biological process: ribosome biogenesis; box H/ACA snoRNP assembly; pseudouridine synthesis. Gene Ontology annotation, molecular function: RNA binding. Bases 745 to 2439 code for a protein of 564 amino acids. The record is from RefSeq and is a predicted model, not a curated record.
CCAGCAAGCAAUUUAGCACGAAAACAAGCACCAUGUGCCGAUGGCUGUAGUUCUGAGCUCUUCGAGAGAAAAACGGAUUCAGUUUGCUUUGCCAGUCUUUUGUUCGCCUCCGUGGCGGUUGGAUGUGGUACCUGUAACUACGCAUAUUAUUUGAUCGUGGGGACUGCGUACGCGUUGUCCCUGUUUUUCUUUUACCUCCAUACUACUGGCUAAAUAGCCUUAUAGAAUUUCAUCUAAUCUGUCAGGAAGACCUCUUGUUCGCUUCCGUGGCGGUUGGAUGUGAUUUCUGUAACUACAUGCAUAUUUUUUGAUCGUGGGGACUGCGUACGCGUUGUCCCUGUUUUUCUUUUAUCUUCAUAAUCGUUGACUGGCGUAGGGGAUAGAGUGUAACAGCUCUGCCCAGAGCCAUUUGUUGAACCAGAACCAGAAUUUCAUCUAUCUACAUCGUGAGAGUGGCGUUGCAGCUGUACCCUAUUUUGCCCAGAGCCAUUUAUUGAAUUGAAUUGAAGUUUGAUUUGCACGUUCAAUAAGUUUCAACAAAAUAAGGUCUCAACAAUGGGAGAGGAUCGUUUCAUCGAACUCAAAUAAAAACCGCAUGAACCUUUUUGGCAUCUUAUAAAGUCUAUUUUUGAGAAAGCUUUUUUGUAAACUAACAACAUAUAUUUUUCCAUAAGCCAAUGCAUUUUGCAAAUUUGUUCAAGUUGUUAGCUGAAAACUUUGUUGAAAGGAUCAAGUUGAGUUAAAAUGGAAACAAAUGUGGAUGUAGAUACAAAAAAUGCACAUACAAACAGCAUGUCUACAGAAACCAAAGAUAUUGAGAAUAAAACAUCUCUUGAUAUAAUCGCUUUAGAAUACGAAGAUUCUGAUUUAGAUGUGAAAGAAACAAUACUGAAUAAAGAAGAGGCCAAGAAUCAGCAUAUUGUGAAAAUUAUAGAUGCACAGAUAGAUACACAGAUAAAUAUACAGGCAGAUGUACAAAUAGGUUUGCAGGCAGAUGCACAAACAGACACACAAGCAGAUGCACAAACAGAUACACAAGCAGAUGCACAAACAGAUACACAAGCAGAUGCACAAGUAGAUACACACACAGAUAUACAAAAUUUGCAUCAGUAUCGUCAAAAGAUAGAUGAAGUAUUAUUGAGUGACUCUAGCGAUAGUGAGAGUGAUUCCAGUAGCAGUAGCAGUACAAGUACAAAUACUAGUAGCAGGGAUAGCAGUAAUUCUUCAGACAAUGAUAGUGAUAAUUCAGAUGACAACGAUGACAAUAAUGUUUUUAGGAUGAAGAAAAGAAUAAAAAUGAACACACUUAAACCGGUACAAAUACAAAGUGAAUUGAAUGGUCUACCACCAGUGGAAGAUUUAAAGAUUAGUGUUUCAGAAGUUACCUGUGAUUUAUUUGGUGAGAUUAUUGGGAUAGUGGAGGAACUAGUAAUUAUAAAACCUCGAGCCGAAAAGCCAGCGCUCCGAGAGGAAACAGUUUUAUUCAUAGAACAGGGCCAGAAAACACUCGGCAAAAUAUUCGACAUAUUCGGUCCCGUUAAAGAACCACAUUACACUAUUCGUUUCAACAAUGUCGAACACAUACAGGAGAGACAAAUCACUGUGGGCACGCCAGUUUAUUAUUGUCCUGAUUCGUGCUACACGUUUUUUGUUUUUUUAUCUGAACUGACGAAAAUAAAAGGUUCCGAUGCAAACUGCGACGGUGGCUCUGAUGGUGACCAUCCGGAUUUUUCGGACGACGAAGAGGAAAAGCGUUACUAUGAAAAGCUGAAUAGACAGCGAAGAAACCCCGCACGCAGUUCAGGCGAUGGUACACAGAAAUCGUCCAAACGAAUGUGUACAUUGAAUUCUACUCCCACGUUAACAAAUUCUACGGCAAAUACAGUUGGUUCGAGAGCUCCUACUCUAAGUACGUCCAGUUCGAAUUCAACUGGCUGCAGGCCGAGAAAUGCGCGAGACGGAAACUAUCAAUUUCAAGGGCACAGUGAAUAUGGACAUCGACCGACCUGGAGAAACAGUGGUCAAUUGAAUCGUGCAAAUCAAUUUAAUGUGUAUCGGCCGUUUUAUGGUAAUCCGAGGAAUGCGUGCUUCACAUAUGACAUGUCGCCGCUACAUCGAGCAAGAUACCCCACACCACCUUUCAACGUGCCGCCGUCGUCACAGUAUUCUAAUUCAGAUGAUUCGGAUUAUAGGAAUCAAUAUUAUCCGGCUGCUGAUAUGAACACACAAUAUGAUUAUGUCUCUCGAUAUCCCAAUCCUUCCUUUGCCGACCAAACUUCUUGGAACCCUUUGUUUUACAAUUCCAAUUAUCCCAUGGCGUUUGUACAUUCUAGUGCUCAGUAUACCCAUACAUUUUGGCCGUCCGCAUCAUUACCUCUACCGCCGCCGCCACCGCCUCCACCACCGCCUUCGCCAAUGGGCUCAACAAAUAAUCAAUAGAACUCAGUUUGAUAGACGUGUUAU